AUGGCGGCGCCCUUACUUCAGCGUGGGGAAAAUGGUUUGAUCAAGCAAGAGCAGAAGAUGCCAGCGAGCUUUUUUCCGAUUGUCAUCGGUAUUUCAAUGACCAUGGGGCAAGUGUUGGCCUGGCCCAUCUAUUUGCUUGGAGACAGAGAGGCCUAUGACAAGAAGAUCGACAUUCUGGCAUCGCUGAACCUGGGUUGGCUGUACUUAGCCCUCUUUGUGGUUUACUACACCAAGCAGAUCGUGUCCCAGCACGCGUCUUUCGUACGAAACCAUGCCAACGUCUCCUUGCCAAAUCACACAGUGCACAAGGUCUUUGUCCCUCAAGGACAAAAGCAACUUCCCUACGUCCUACUCGAGGAGGAGGGUCCGGUGGGCACGGCGAAUCGCGCCCAGCGAGGAUUCGAGAAUCUCAUGGAGUACCUGCCCAUGUACUUGGCCUACCUUUGCGCUGUUGGCUUUGUGUAUCCAUUUCCAGUCUUCAUGAAUGCCUGUGUGUUCUUCCUCGCUCGGGCGAAGUAUGCCUUCGACUACACUGCCUCCACGGACGCACGCACUGCUGGCUUCGCGGUCUUUGGCAUGGCCCAGGCGUGCCUGGAAGGCUUGUUGCUGAUCGCUGGAGUGAAAGCUGUGAUGCGUCACAAGGACCUCAAGUUGGGAGACAAACUCCGUUUUUCGGUGAAGGUGAAGAAGAACAAGGCAGAGGCGGUGAAGUUAGAACUCAUCUCUGCGCCUGAUGAAGACGAAGAGGUCUCAGGUCCUGACAUGCUUGGGAGCAUCAAAUCCUUUGAUGAGAGCUCAGGCUACGGAUUCAUCCGAAGCGCUCAAGCGAUGGAGGCCUACAGUCGAGACGUUUUUCUUCACCGGAAGCAGCUGAGACAUUUCAAAGUGGGAGACACCGUGCAGUUCAAGGUGAAGCUGAGCCGCGAUGGCCUUCCACAGGCACUGAAGCUCAGAGAAACAGAUCAAGUACUUCCUCCUUUCGAGCCGCAUCCUACAGAGGAGUCCAAGGUUCCGGAGAAAGAGACCUUCCUGGGUGAGAUCAAGUCCUUCAGUCCAAUCAAUGGAUUUGGCUUCAUCCAGAACAGCAUCUUAAGGGAGAAGUAUGGCAGGGACGUGUUCCUGCAUGAGUCUCAGUUUGAAGGUCUGAAGAUUGGAGAUAGUGUGCGCUUUGUGCUUCAGAUCAAGGAUGGAAAGCCGCAGGCUUUAGAGGUCAAGCGGGUGUCCAAGAAGAGCCUCACCAGCCCAUUGAUGGCGAGCGUUCCCGCGCCAGAGGUCCCUGCGAUAGAAAGCGAGGAGCCGUCUCCUGUGGACCCUGCCGUGCUUGAGAAGCUGAAUCGAAAGCUCUUGAGAGCCUGCGCCUCGGAACGGCCGAACAGCCUCCAGGAGCUCCGGGACAGCUUGGAGACGGGCGCGGAGGUGAAUGCCCGAGAUGUCACUGGGCAGACCGCCAUCAUGGUGUGUGCCCUCAACAUGCGGGGAGCUGACAGGAAAUGCAAGCUGCUCAUCGAGCAUCGUGCAGACGUUCUGUUGCCCUCUGACCAGCAGGGGUCACAGACAACUCUGCAAUGGGUGAAAGAGCGCAUCAAUCCGAGCUUCGCCGAGUACCUUGAGGCCCUCUCCAAGGGCGAGGCUGCAAGCUUGGCCGGAAACCCCAGGUCGCCAUCCGAAGCCGUCCUUGCCAUGGAAGGGGAUGAGACCAUUCCAGAUCAACUGGCGGCCUGUGAGGGCAUUGAGUUGGGCGCCGGAAGCUUCAGCUUCGUCUUUCGAUGCCAAGUUCAUGGGAUUGAAGGCCAUGUGGCGGUGAAGGUCUUGAAACAGAAGGAGAUGUGUUCGGCCGCUGGGAGUGAGGAUCUUUUGCCAGGGCGUGGUCGUGAAUCUCAAUUCAUCCAAGACUUACGACAUCCCAACUUGGUGAACGUGCUGGCCAUCGUGCAAGACGAGCACUAUGUGGUCUUGGAACUGUGCACUGGUGGGAACCUGCAGGACGUCAUUCACAAGGAGGACAGCCCAUGGGAGUCCGUGCCAAGCGUUUAUCGCCUGCGCGGUGGGUAUGACAUUUUGUUGGCCUUGGAUUAUAUUCAUCAGCAGGAGGGCGAAGCGCUGCCCACCGUUUGGGCCUCAGGGAAACUGGCGACUGUAGACGUGGAGAGUGGUGUCGGCGUGGCCGAGAUGGAACACAAGCAUGCUUGCUCACGGAAGAUGCGAAAGAUCAUUUUGGAUGACGUUCAGGUCAAAGUCGGCGACAUGGGCUUCGCCCGGCCCUUGAGCGAUUACGAUGCGAUGACGCAGGGGGUCGGGACCUUGCGCUAUAUGGCACCAGAGGUUCUGAACUCGGGUGAGUACAAUGUGACGGCAGACAUGUUCUCCUUCAGUAUUUUGCUGCAUGAGCUAAUGUCAGGACAGGGACCUGCCGAUCUGGCACCGCCUUGUGAAGAGCAGAUUGGAGUGGUCUGGGCCCUCAUGGAGGCUUGGGCAGCGAGCCGAGAUCGUUCCUGGCUUGUUGGCAAGAAGAUGCUGAUGAGAGGACACUGGGAGCUUUCGGAGACGUCAAAAGUCCGACAAUGGAACCGAGAAAUGGUCGACUUGAGCCCUCAGUUGAGAUAUCUUGAGUUUUUGGAGGUCCUGGAAAGGGCCAAUGACCAGGUCUUCGGCUUUUGGUUGCUGGAGGAAGCGGAGAAGGCCCGCAGCGAUGCGAAGAAGCCGCGGAUUGGACCACUGGAGGAGAGCCAUGCCCUCUCCUCGGUCCGCGCCUUCCUCGCGCAGAACGCGGUCGACUGCGGGGCCAGCAGGGCCAGCGGCCCGUCAUGCGAUCCGGAGAUCGUGGCCGUGCCUGAUGUGCCGGAAGUGUUGAUUCCUCCGGCGAACUCUGGCUCGGAUGAUGAGGAAGAGGAGGAGGUGAAGGAGGACUUGGCGGUCCAGAUGGACGUCGGCCUCGGAGUGAUGGAGGUGCUGGGCUCGACAGCGCCGCUGGAGCAGCGCGGUGUCCCUGAAGCACAUGGUCAUCUCCAGGAACCAGAAGAGCCUUUGGUACAGGAGACCUUCCUGCACCCAGAUGUGAGGGCGCAAAGCGAUGUGCACGCAGCGAUGCAGCUCCCGCAGUGCGAAGCGGUCUUUGUGCGGGACGAGUUCGGGCGGAGUGGCGGAGUGAGUGGGGAGCAGAAGGGAGCCGCCACCCGACGAAAGCGCAUGGGUACUGUUGAGAGCCGAAGCGUGGGGGAGGAGUCCGAGCCGGUGAGCGAUGGGGUCUUGUUGUCGCAGUUGAUUCAAUUGCUUCAUCGGCGGCCCAAGUUGGGCCUCCCAGGUCAGACACAGGCGCAGAGCCUUCCUUUAGCUGAUCUGAAAGCGCUGUUGCCUAACUCCUUGAGUCUCUUCGAAGUGGUUGGAGAGAUCAACAAGGAGACUGUGGUGCUCAACAUCAGUUCCUCGAGCGAUCGACCACUGCAGGUGGAUUCGCCGAACAGUUCUGAGCCACAGCAAGAGCCGGAUCCAGCUUUGAACCGUGAUGGGCGACCCUCUGGCUUUGCCCGCGUGCUCUUCGAGUCCCAAGAGUCCGCUCGCUUGGCGCGGGAUGAGUUGCAUCUCCGCGGCAUGGAGGACCGAUACGUCGAGGUCUUCCUCUAUCCCGAGCGGCCGAGCAAGGGCCGCAACCGACGAUUGGAGGAGGGCGAAAAGCCGGCCAUGGCCGAAGCCAAUGGAAUGACCUUGGACACCGUGGUACCUUGGAGAAGCCGCGCUGAAAGCGACAGUGAAGAAGACAUUGGAGGGAUGGAUGAUGGAGCACGACCAACCUGUGGGACGCAUGGGAAGCGGAGGGUCAACGGUGUGAAUGAGUGCCGCGCGGAGAUGGCCAAGAAGAUGCUGCUCAGCAUGCUUGGAGUGAAUCUGUCUGCAGGUCAGACGCAUCAGGCGGUCUCUGAGAACAAGAAGAGGAAGUUCGUUUGUCGAUUGUGUGGCGCCAAUCAGUCUGUCCAGCAUGUGAUCGCUCGAGGAGCGGCCGGAAAAGAAUUGCGCCUGAUCGUGCAGGAGUUGAACUAUACCAAGGGGAAAGAGGCGGAAGCAAAACGCCUCGCUGGCCUCGCUGAACAGGAAAUGGUGUCGGAGCCGAUCAUGGCUCCUCAGGCUGAGUCAUUGCCGCCUUUAGUGGCAGCCAGGCCAGCCUCAGAGGAACCCCAAAGAUGGGCUCAAUUCCUGCCUGCCGCUAGCGCUGAUGUUCUACCUCCCAUUGCCGAGGCGAUUGAAGCAGAGGGUUUUACCACAAACUUUGGAGCUGGCUGGACUCUGGGAGCUAGAAAGCGGAAACCACGUGCGGCCGAGGGAACCACGAACUCCAAGCAGCUGAAGCGAGAGGCUCGAGCUGAGGAGGAAUUGCCGCAACAGGAGAACCAUUGGCGUCCUGCCGAGGCGACCGAGGCCUGCGCGACGUCCGUCGCGCUGCCACCGGCGACGCCUGCGACGCCGGCGGCGCCUGCGGCGCCUGCGGCCGCGCGGGCGGUGGCGAUGUGCGGGGCGCAGCCUGCGGCGGUGCCUGUGAAUGGUAGCAGCCGGUGGGCUCGGUUCUUGGGGAGCUGA
Durusdinium trenchii is the source of this 4569-nucleotide messenger RNA. The record is from the annotation of a GenBank genome assembly. Lineage: Eukaryota; Dinophyceae; Suessiales; Symbiodiniaceae.